This is a messenger RNA of Microthlaspi erraticum, 786 nucleotides long. NCBI's taxonomy places the organism in Eukaryota, Viridiplantae, Streptophyta, Magnoliopsida, Brassicales, Brassicaceae. The record is from the annotation of a GenBank genome assembly.
AUGCAGAUCUUCGGCAUAAGAGAUAAACCACCUGUCUAUGCCGGUAUAGCCACCGUAUCCAUCAUGAUCCUCACCGGUUUAACCCUCGCUGCUACGGCCGUGGCGUUAACCGUCAUGCUGCCGUUUUUUUUAGUUCUUAGCCCGAUUCUCAUACCAGCAGUUAUCACUUCGAGUUUCUUGGCCACGGGAUUCUUAGCUUCUGGUAGCCUCGGAGCAUCGGCGAUCGCCCUCAUUGUCUGGCUCUACAAGAAAGAAGAGCAUUCCAAAUAUACUCAGCUUGCACGAGAAAUUCAGCCUGAGGGUGCUAACAAGCUAUCGGGAGGACUUAAGCUACCAGAGGAAGACAAGCCUUUUGAAGGAUAUAAACUAGCGGAGGAAGAUAAGCCUCUUGAAGGAGAUAAACUGACGGAGGAAAAUAAGCCGCCGAGAAAAUAUAACCCGGUGGAGGAAGACAAGCCGUCAGAAAAAGAUCACAUAUCGUUGGCUAUAGAUAAGCCAUCGGAGGAAGAUAAGCCGCCAAGAAAAGAUGACACCGCGGAGGAAGGCAAGACGUCAGAAAAAGAUCACAAACUGUCGGAAAUAAAUAAGCCAUCGGUGGAAGAUAAGCCACCAAGAAAAGAUGACACGGCGGAGGAAGGCAAGACGUCAGAAAAAGAUCACAAACUGUCGGAAAUAGAUAAGCCAUCGGAGGAAGAUAAGCCACUAGGAGGAGCAAAACAUAGGGAGGAAGCGCCACCAAUCCCUGAGAUAUCAAAGGUGCUAUUGAUGUUCAACUUUUUCGUUUGA